Molecule: messenger RNA, 1458 nt
Organism: Eublepharis macularius
Lineage: Eukaryota; Metazoa; Chordata; Lepidosauria; Squamata; Eublepharidae
Product: zinc finger protein OZF-like
Exons: 4
Coding region: 1-1458 (485 amino acids)
Biological process (GO): regulation of cytokine production; negative regulation of transcription by RNA polymerase II; regulation of immune system process
Source: RefSeq, a predicted model, not a curated record
AUGCGACUGCUGCUCCCUUUCCUCCGGGGACGCAAGCUCGAGGGAGGCCGUGGUUUCUUCCCAAGCUUCUCCCCUUUCGGAAAGCGCAGGGGCGGAUUCGGCGCUUCACUGGCUAGACACCCAGUGUCCUUUGACGAGGUGGCCAUGUUCUUCACGGAGGAGGAAUGGGCCCUGCUGGAUCGGGACCAGAGAGCCCUCUACUGGGAAGUCAUGCAGGAAAACUACGAGACUGUGGCCUUUCUGGCAGAAGCAUCAGAGAUGGAGAGUGAUGGAGAUCCAGGGGAGAAGCCAUAUAAAUGCUUGAAGUGUGGAAAGGACUUUACUCAGAGUGUGCAGUUACUUAUACAUCAACAUAGUCAUACUGGUGAGAAGCCAUAUAAAUGCUCAGAUUGUAGCAAGAGUUUUACUCUCAAAUCUGUGCUUAAUAGACAUGAGAGAAUUCAUACAGGGAAGAAGCUAUUUAAAUGCUUAGAGUGUGGAAAGAGCUUUACUCGACGUGACAAGUUUACUUCUCAUCAAAAGAUGCAUAAGGAUAAACCAUAUAAAUGCUUAGAGUGUGGGAAAAGCUUCUCUCACAAUGCACUCUUACUUGCACAUCAGUGGAAUCAUACUGGGGAGAAGCCGUUUAAAUGCUUAGAGUGUGUGAAAAGUUUCUCUCAGAAUGCACAGUUACUUGCACAUCAACGGAGUCAUACUGGGGAAAAACCAUAUAAAUGCUCACAUUGUAGCAAGAGCUUUUCUUUACUUGUACAUCAGUCGAGUCAUACUGGGGAGAAGCCAUAUGAAUGCUCAGAUUGUAGCAAGACCUUUAUUCUCAGAUUGAUGCUUAAUAAACAUAAGAAGAUUCAUAUGGGAGAGAAACCAUUUAAAUGCUUGGAAUGUAGAAAGAGCUUCAGUCGACGUGACAAGCUUACUUCACAUCAAAAAAUUCACACAGGGGAAAAACCAUAUGAAUGUUUGGAGUGUGGAAAGAGCUUCAUUCGCCGUGACAAACUUACUAUACAUCAAAGAAUUCAUACUGGAGAGAAGCCAUAUAAAUGCUUGGAAUGUGGAAAGAGCUUCUCUCAGAAGUUCAGCCUAACAGGACAUCAACGGAUUCAUACCGGGGAGAAACCAUAUAAAUGUUCAGAUUGUAGCGGGAGUUUUUCUUUUAAAUCAAGCCUUAAUGCACAUAAGAGUAUUCACACUGGGGAGAAACCAUAUAAAUGCUUGGAAUGUAGCAAGACUUUCCGUCGACACAGCAGCCUUACUUUGCAUCAUACAGUUCACACUGGGGAGAAGCCAUACAAAUGCUCUGUUUGUAGUAAGAGUUUUUCUCUCAAACCAAGCCUUAAAAAACAUCAGAGGAUUCACACAGAGGAGAAGCCAUAUAAAUGCUUGGAGUGUGGGAAGAGCUUCCAUCGCUGUGACUACCUUGUUGCACAUCAAAGAAUUCAUACAAAGGAAAAAACCAUAUAG